Chinchilla lanigera (long-tailed chinchilla) is the source of this 5854-nucleotide messenger RNA. It is a transcript of the gene Col1a1, whose product is annotated as collagen, type I, alpha 1. The record is from RefSeq and is a predicted model, not a curated record. Bases 135 to 4517 code for a protein of 1460 amino acids. The transcript is spliced from 51 exons. Gene Ontology annotation, cellular component: basement membrane. Gene Ontology annotation, molecular function: extracellular matrix structural constituent; protein binding. Lineage: Eukaryota; Metazoa; Chordata; Mammalia; Rodentia; Chinchillidae.
CCGGGCCAGCCGUCGGGAGCAGACGGAGUCUCUCCUCGGGGUCGGAACAGGAGGCACGCGGAGUGAGGCCACGCAUGAGCCGACGCUAACCCCCCACCCCUGCCGCAAAGAGUCUACAUGUCUAGGGUCUAGACAUGUUCAGCUUUGUGGACCUCCGGCUCCUGCUCCUCUUAGCGGCCACCGCCCUCCUGACGCACGGCCAAGAGGAAGUCGCGGACCAAGGGAGAGACAUCCCAGGCAUCGAGUGCGUCCACGAUGGCCGCAGGAUCGCCAGUGGAGACACGUGGAAACCCGACCCCUGCCAGCUCUGCAUCUGCGCCAACGGCACGGCACUGUGCGACGAGAUAACCUGCGAUGACGCUGUCAACUGUCCCGGGGCCAAAAUCCCCGCUGGCGAGUGCUGUCCCAGAUGCCCUGACGGCCCAGAAUCAGCUCAGGAAGCAGAAGACACCAGAGUCGAGGGACCCAAGGGAGACACCGGCCCCCGAGGACCUAGGGGACCCCCCGGCCCCCCUGGACGAGAUGGCAUCCCUGGACAGCCUGGACUUCCUGGGCCCCCCGGCCCCGCUGGACCUCCCGGCCCCCCUGGCCUUGGCGGAAACUUCGCUCCCCAGAUGUCCUAUGGCUAUGAUGAGAAAUCGGUUGGAGCUGCCGUGCCAGGCCCCAUGGGUCCCUCGGGUCCUCGUGGUCUCCCUGGCCCCCCUGGUGCACCUGGUCCCCAAGGUUUCCAAGGCCCCCCUGGUGAGCCCGGCGAGCCCGGAGCUUCAGGUCCCAUGGGUCCCCGUGGUCCUCCUGGCCCUCCUGGCAAGAAUGGCGAUGACGGAGAAGCUGGCAAGCCUGGUCGUCCUGGUGAGCGUGGACCUCCUGGGCCUCAGGGUGCUCGCGGACUGCCCGGAACAGCUGGCCUUCCUGGAAUGAAGGGACACAGAGGUUUCAGUGGUCUGGAUGGUGCCAAGGGAGACGCUGGUCCUGCUGGUCCCAAGGGUGAGCCCGGCAGCCCUGGUGAGAACGGAGCUCCUGGCCAGAUGGGCCCCCGUGGUCUGCCUGGUGAGAGAGGUCGCCCUGGACCCCCUGGCUCAGCUGGUGCUCGCGGAAAUGAUGGUGCUACUGGUGCUGCCGGGCCCCCUGGUCCCACUGGCCCCGCUGGUCCUCCUGGCUUCCCCGGUGCUGUUGGCGCUAAGGGUGAAUCUGGUCCCCAAGGAGCCCGAGGCUCUGAAGGUCCCCAGGGUGCGCGUGGUGAGCCUGGUCCUCCUGGGCCUGCUGGUGCUGCUGGUCCUGCUGGAAACCCUGGUGCUGACGGACAGCCUGGUGCUAAAGGUGCCAAUGGUGCUCCUGGUAUUGCUGGCGCUCCUGGCUUCCCUGGUGCCCGAGGCCCCUCUGGACCCCAGGGCCCCAGCGGCCAACCAGGUCCCAAGGGCAACAGCGGUGAACCUGGCGCUCCCGGCAACAAAGGAGACACUGGUGCCAAAGGAGAGCCUGGCCCCGCUGGUGUUCAAGGUCCCCCUGGCCCUGCUGGGGAAGAAGGAAAGCGUGGAGCCCGAGGUGAACCCGGACCUACUGGCCUGCCCGGACCCCCUGGCGAGCGCGGUGGCCCUGGCAGCCGUGGCUUCCCUGGUGCAGAUGGUGUGGCUGGUCCCAAGGGUCCUGCUGGUGAACGUGGUUCUCCUGGCCCUGCCGGCCCCAAAGGUUCCCCUGGUGAAGCUGGACGCCCUGGUGAAGCUGGCCUGCCUGGUGCCAAGGGUCUGACUGGAAGCCCUGGCAGCCCCGGUCCCGAUGGCAAAACUGGCCCCCCUGGUCCCGCUGGUCAAGAUGGUCGCCCCGGACCCCCAGGCCCUCCUGGUGCCCGUGGUCAGGCCGGUGUGAUGGGAUUCCCUGGACCUAAAGGCGCCGCUGGAGAGCCCGGCAAGGCUGGAGAACGAGGCGUGCCUGGACCCCCUGGUGCUGUCGGUCUCGCUGGCAAAGAUGGAGAAGCUGGAGCUCAGGGACCCCCCGGCCCUGCUGGUCCCUCUGGAGAGAGAGGCGAACAGGGCCCUGCCGGCUCCCCCGGGUUCCAGGGUCUCCCUGGCCCCUCUGGUCCUCCCGGUGAAGCAGGCAAACCUGGCGAACAGGGUGUUCCCGGAGACCUCGGUGCCCCCGGCCCCUCUGGAGCAAGAGGCGAGAGAGGUUUCCCCGGCGAGCGUGGUGUGCAAGGUCCCCCCGGUCCUGCUGGUCCCCGCGGAUCCAAUGGUGCUCCUGGCAACGAUGGUGCCAAGGGUGAUGCUGGUGCCCCCGGAGCUCCUGGUAGCCAGGGUGCCCCUGGUCUUCAGGGAAUGCCUGGUGAACGUGGUGCAGCUGGUCUUCCAGGUCCCAAGGGUGACCGAGGUGAUGCUGGUCCCAAAGGUGCUGAUGGUACCCCUGGCAAAGAUGGUCCCCGUGGUCUGACUGGCCCCAUUGGUCCUCCCGGGCCUGCUGGUGCCCCUGGUGACAAGGGUGAAAGUGGUCCCAGUGGCCCUGCUGGUCCCACCGGAGCCCGUGGUGCCCCCGGAGACCGUGGUGAGCCUGGUCCCCCCGGCCCUGCCGGCUUCGCUGGCCCCCCUGGUGCUGAUGGCCAACCUGGUGCUAAAGGCGAACCUGGUGAUGCUGGUGCUAAAGGCGAUGCUGGUCCUCCUGGCCCUGCUGGCCCCGCUGGUCCCCCCGGCCCCAUUGGUAACGUUGGUGCUCCUGGACCCAAAGGUGCUCGUGGCAGCGCUGGUCCCCCUGGUGCUACUGGUUUCCCUGGUGCUGCUGGCCGAGUCGGUCCCCCCGGCCCCUCUGGAAAUGCUGGCCCCCCUGGCCCUCCUGGACCCGCUGGCAAAGAAGGUGCCAAAGGUAUCCGCGGUGAGACUGGCCCAGCUGGACGUCCCGGUGAAGUUGGUCCCCCUGGCCCCCCUGGCCCCGCUGGCGAGAAAGGCUCCCCCGGUGCUGAUGGACCUGCUGGCGCCCCCGGUACCCCCGGACCUCAGGGUAUUGCUGGACAGCGUGGUGUGGUCGGCCUGCCCGGACAGAGAGGAGAAAGAGGCUUCCCCGGCCUUCCCGGCCCCUCCGGUGAGCCCGGCAAACAAGGUCCUUCUGGAGCAAGUGGUGAACGUGGUCCCCCUGGCCCCAUGGGCCCCCCUGGUCUGGCUGGACCACCUGGUGAAUCUGGACGUGAGGGUUCCCCUGGCGCUGAAGGCUCCCCUGGACGAGACGGCUCUCCUGGCCCUAAGGGUGACCGCGGUGAGACCGGCCCCGCUGGACCCCCUGGUGCUCCUGGUGCCCCUGGUGCUCCCGGCCCCGUUGGCCCUGCUGGCAAGAAUGGCGAUCGUGGUGAGACCGGUCCUGCCGGUCCUGCUGGUCCCAUCGGCCCUGCUGGUGCCCGCGGCCCCGCUGGACCCCAAGGUCCCCGUGGUGACAAGGGUGAGACAGGCGAACAGGGUGACAGAGGCAUCAAGGGUCACCGCGGCUUCUCUGGUCUCCAGGGUCCCCCUGGUCCUGCUGGCUCUCCUGGUGAACAAGGUCCUUCUGGAGCUUCUGGUCCUGCUGGUCCCCGUGGUCCCCCUGGGUCUGCUGGUUCUCCCGGCAAGGAUGGACUCAACGGUCUCCCCGGCCCCAUCGGUCCCCCUGGUCCUCGUGGUCGCACUGGUGACGCUGGUCCUGUUGGUCCCCCCGGCCCUCCUGGACCCCCAGGUCCUCCUGGUCCUCCCAGCGGUGGUUACGACUUAAGCUUCCUGCCUCAGCCACCUCAAGAGAAGUCUGGCGAUGGGCGCUACUACCGGGCCGAUGAUGCCAAUGUGGUCCGUGACCGUGACCUCGAGGUGGACACCACCCUCAAGAGCCUGAGCCAGCAGAUCGAGAACAUCCGCAGCCCUGAAGGCAGCCGCAAGAACCCUGCCCGCACCUGCCGCGACCUCAAGAUGUGCCACCCUGACUGGAAGAGCGGAGAGUACUGGAUCGACCCCAACCAAGGCUGCAACCUGGAUGCCAUCAAGGUCUUCUGCAACAUGGAGACAGGAGAGACGUGCGUGUACCCGCUGCAGCCCACCGUGGCUCAGAAGGCCUGGUACAUCAGCAAGAACCCCAAGGAGAAGAAGCACGUCUGGUUCGGCGAGAGCAUGGAUGGUGGAUUCCAGUUCGAGUAUGGCAGCACAGACUCCGACCCUGCUGACGUGGCCAUCCAGCUGACCUUCCUGCGCCUGAUGUCCACCGAGGCCUCCCAGAACAUCACCUACCACUGCAAGAACAGCGUGGCCUACCUGGACCAGCAGACCGGAAACCUCAAGAAGUCUCUGCUCCUCCAGGGCUCCAACGACAUCGAGCUCCGGGGCGAGGGCAACAGCCGCUUCACCUACGUCGCCCUGGAGGACGGCUGCACGAGUCACACAGGAGCCUGGGCCAAGACAGUCCUCGAAUACAGAACCACCAAGACCUCCCGGCUGCCUAUCAUCGAUGUGGCCCCCUUGGACAUUGGCGCCCCAGACCAGGAAUUCGGCUUUGAACUUAGCCCUGUCUGCUUCGUGUAAACUCCCUCCAACCCACCCUGGUCCACUCCCACCCAUCCCACUGCCUUUCCCGGAAACAGAAAAACAACCCAAAUUGAAUCCCCAAAAAGCCAAAAAAAAAAAAAAAAAAAAUGGGAGACAAUUUCACAUGGACUUUGGAAAAUAUUUUUUUCCUUUACAUUCAUCUCUCAAACUUAGUUUUUAUCUUUGACCAACUGAACAUGACCAAAAACCAAAAAUGCAUUGAACCUUACGGGAAAAAAAAGAAUAAAUAAAUAAGUUUUUAAAAAAGGAAGCUUGGUCCACUUGCUUGAAGACCCAUGUGGGGGUAAGUCCUUUUCUGCCCGUUGGGCUUAUGAUACCCCAAUGCUGCCCUUUCUGCUCCUUUCUCCACCCUUUCUUGGGGCCUCUCUUCCACUGCUCCCCAAAUCCAAGUCGCCCCAAAAGGCAUAAGAAACAAUGCAUUGUCUGCCCAGCAACCAGAGGCAAUGCUGAAACAUUCCAGUGGCCUCCAAGCCCCAGCCCACGCCCGCUACCCAGUUCCCCCCAGUCCUGGGGGGACCUGGUGGUCCCAGACUGCCAAAGGAGCCUGCCCAUCUGGCCUCCUCACGGCCUCUGCAAUACACCCCGCUUUGUUUUCAAAAGGGCCCCUCCUGGGGAGAGUCAAGCAGGGCCAUGGCACUGCGGAGCAGAGACGCGGACUUGGGGAAGCACUGGGUCCCCCGGCGCACAGGGCUGGGUGGGAGAGAUCGUUCUGUUCCUUGUGUAAUUGUGUUGCUGAAAGACUACCUCGUUCUUGUCUUUGUGUGUCACCGGCGACUGUGUGGGGGCGGGGAGGGGGCAGGGUGGCAGCGACCACCCCAUUUGAUAUCAAAGGUGCUACAUCCUUGUGAUGGGGUGGGGUGGGGAAGGGAUUUCUGGUGCUAAAGAAGUUGGGAUGCCCCCCUAGGCCGACAAAUGUUCCUUUUUUGUUCAAAGUCUUUUGUUCUUCGGCUCCUUCUGUCCUCCUUUCAUGCUUCCUUGCAGAUGGGGACUCGUGAAUUUUUUCUAACGGUGCUAUUUAACGUGGAGGAGAGGGGGCCGGGCCCAGCCUGCCCUCUCUCCACCUCUCCCCACCCUGCCUCUGCCUCCUCCUCGGAGGCCCUCUGUCCUGCAGCCGCCCCAUCCUGUGCUCACCCCUCUCUCCUCUGCUGCCCUGCACCUGGGUUUCAGAGCACAACUUCCCAAAGCACAAAGCAGUUUUUGCCCCAGGGUGGGAGGAACCAAGAGACUCUGUACCUAUUUUGUAUGUGUAUAAUAAUUUGAGAUGUUUUUAAUUAUUUUGAUUGCUGGAAUAAAGCAUGUGGAAAUGACCCAGA